Lytechinus pictus (painted urchin) is the source of this 3315-nucleotide messenger RNA. Its product is annotated as GA-binding protein subunit beta-1-like. Lineage: Eukaryota; Metazoa; Echinodermata; Echinoidea; Temnopleuroida; Toxopneustidae. Gene Ontology annotation, biological process: positive regulation of transcription by RNA polymerase II. The transcript is spliced from 8 exons. Gene Ontology annotation, cellular component: nucleus. Gene Ontology annotation, molecular function: protein binding; transcription cis-regulatory region binding. Bases 94 to 1062 code for a protein of 322 amino acids. The record is from RefSeq and is a predicted model, not a curated record.
AAUAUAUCGCUCUCUUGAUCAGAGAUUUUUUCACAUUUUCAACUGACUCAAAAAACACUAAAAAGUUUGUGACGUGUUCCUUUACAUUGGAAAAUGUCUCUUGUGGAUUUGGGGAAAAAGUUGCUGGAAGCAGCAAAAGGAGGUCGAGAUGAAGAAGUCCGCAUCUUAAUGACCAAUGGUGCACCGUUUACCACAGACUGGCUUGGUCUAUCUCCUCUCCAUUGGGCUGCCAAGCAUGGACAUGUAAGCACAUCAGAAGUUUUAAUUCGGGCGGGUGUCAGUCGAGAUGCUAGGACUAAGGUUGACAGGACACCACUACACAUGGCAUGUCAAGAAGGCCAUCAACAGGUUGCAGAAGUACUGAUAAAUGCUGGAGCAGACAUUGAUGCACAUGAUAUGCUGAGAAUGACACCACUCCACUGGGCAGUUGAAAGAGAACACAUGGAGGUUGUAGGUUGCUUACUGAAACAUGGAGCAGAUAUGACAAAGAUUAACAAAUUUGACAAGACAUGUAUAGAUAUAGCAUCAGACCACCGGAACCCUGUUCUUCUUGACUUAUUGACAUCUACAAUGCAAAUAAAGAAUGGCAGCGAUAAUUCAUUGCCCAACUUAGCAUCAAGCACCAUAAAUCUAACAACUGCAGCCACUCCUACCAUCAAGACUACUACAACAUCAAUGAGACCUAAAGCCAAAAUCUCUGCCAGUCAGGGCAAAAUAAGUCUUGAUCUUGGGCCUAAAGGCAGCACAAGUUCUACAUCUGUACUUGCAACAUUGGCUGCUCUUGCUGAGGUAUCUGCUCCACUCAAAUCAGCAGGAUCAAGGAGUGGAUCAUUGUCAUGGCUUCAGGAUGCUUCCAUCACAGUACAACCAAAUCAAACGUAUACACUUACAGAGGCAGGACGUCUUGCUCUUAAUCUCACCAAGCCAAAGGCAAAGUCAAAACCAGCAAGACGGAGAAAGUCUUCCAAUCCAGAACCACUUCCAGUUACAACUUCAUCAGAGGAUGUCAUGCUUCAUCAGGUAAUAUCUCUUCUCCCUUCCUCUGUGAAUACAAUCAGGUGAUGUGGGUCUGUUUUGUUGGAAUAUUUUUUUUUUAUCUCUGCUCUUAAGGAUACUGGAUGCAUUUACGUUUGUGGGUUGUCUGUCCACCCACACAGACUUAAAACACAAUACAGUAUGUCUCAAAACUGAUUGUUUGAUAUUCUUGCGAAUGUAUGGCUGUAUAGGUCUGUUUGUGAGGGUGUUUAGGUGAGGAAGUGUCAAUGAAAGGUGUAUGUAUUGCAGAAUAAAUUAUUGCAGGAAUCUUGAAUCAUUUGAAAACAACAUUUCAAGCUCAUAGAUAGAUCUUAUGUUGAAAUACAUUUAGCUUGGUUUGUAGUGUUUUGUAGUAAUUAAUGAAAGCUUGAAAUGCACCAUUGCAAGCAAAGGUUGACUGAUGUGUAUAUGAAUAAGUAUACCAUCAGGAGGUUGGUCAGGUGGUCAGGCUGGUGGUCCCUUGGCUUGCAAAUCAUUGGGAUCUACCUCGUCAGUUUUCACUCCAAGACCUGUUGGUUUCAGAGUGAAGAACAAGACAUUGUUUUAAUCAAUGGACGUUGAGGGCAGCAACACUUUGCAGUAUUGCUUUUACAACUGAAGUACGUGCACAAUUUGGUAGGCAUGCCAACAAAACCACGAAGUGACACAAUUUACUCAGGGAUUACUAGCAAAAUAGAGAUAGAAUAAAAGAUCCUGACAACACUAGAUUCAAAUGAUAGAAAAAUAAAAAUAUACCAACAAUAAAAUAAUAAUGUACCUUAUUUUAAAAAUAAUGUUUUCACUAAUACAUUGUCUUAAUCUUUUUUUAAUCUUCAGUAAACAGGAUGAAUUCUGUCAUCAAAUAAACCAAUCUCCUAAUUUUACCCCGAUUUUGCCAAGCUCAUUUUGUGACCACCCUUAAGCUCCACCUCCCCCUCAGAGAACCAUUAUAGUAGAUUGUAGAGUUUAUUUUUUUUCAUUUCCUCAUUUUCAACAUUUUUGUUAGAAAAGUUUUUACAUCAAAUAUGCUUUAAAAUAUGAAACAUUUUUAUCUGUAUUUUUCCUAAAAUAUUAGGUGGUGAUGACUAUGAUUUUAUGACAUUGCAUGUCACUUAUGAUGACAUAAAUAUGUGAGGUUGAUACAUUUUCCAUCUAAAUUUCGCGUCCCGUAAGGUUUGGCUGGUUUACCGAAUGGUGGUAUCUGAAAUUCUGCAUGCAUGCUUACAUAAAUUGGUGUAAAACUAUAGCAUGAAAAUAGUACCUGUGACAUGGACCUUCGCCCCUUGAUAGUUCAUAAGUCGAUACCUGUCAGAAUAUACAUGGCUCGAUACUAAACCGGAUAAUUUCGUUCUAAUGUAAGGUCUAACGAAGGACUAGAUCUAGGUGUAAGGCUUGGCUUUGCUCAUGUUAGUGGCCGUAUUUGAUCCCUGCCUGAUGGAUUGCAAAAGCUGGGUCGGAUUUGUGGAUAUUACAUACUGUAUACAUAUUUUUAGGCUCCAAUCUACACUGAAAGUGAAAAUUAAGACUCUAACCUUGAAUAUUUAUCAUUGCUCAACUGCCUUACAUGUAGUGCCACAACAGUGACAGACCAAGUCCAUAUCCGUCGAGUCCAUAUCAAGCUUGGUCGAUUUGGGUUGAGUAUGCGGCCAGCACUGUUGUUCGCGCAGUAUACGUGCAUGUACCCAUAUGUGACCGGGGAAGUUUCGGCGCUGUCAGGACAGAAGAUCAAGGUCUUGGCUCUGGUGUUGGCUGGUGUAGUUUUGGUAGGGGCAGGGAAAUUAAGUAGAAGAAUGGUAAAUACAAUGUCAUAAGAUUUUUAUUGGUGUGCAAACUACAAAAAACAUGAUUACCUUUUUUCUUACUUUUUUAGCAAAAUAGAUUUCCAUUAUUCAAAUAUUAUUUAACAUUCUUUAUUGAAGUUCUCAUUAUCCAUGAAAAAUGAUAAAAUUGAACAAACGAAAAAAAAUCAACUCUACAAUCUACCCCAAUGGUUCUCUGAGUGAGGGGCGGAGCUUCGAGUGGUCACAAAAUCUGAGCGGAGUGGACCUUUCUAAUAGCAACACUGCUGUGUGUUGCUGCCCUCUACGUUCGUUGGUUUAAAUAUGUUGGGUAAUGCAUUGCCAUGGUAACAACAUACCAUGGAAAUACAAUUUGAAAAAUAAAACAUUACCAGAAAAAAAAGUUACCUUCUGUAUGAAGGUAGUAUUUCUAAAAUGGGUAAUGGGCAAUUCCACAGGUUGGUGAACGAGGUAUGUCUGUUAAUUCAUUAAUUUAUCACUAAUCCAUAUUUCAUGGAUGUUC